Molecule: messenger RNA, 6306 nt
Organism: Ogataea philodendri
Lineage: Eukaryota; Fungi; Ascomycota; Pichiomycetes; Pichiales; Pichiaceae
Exons: 2
Coding region: 1-6306 (2101 amino acids)
Biological process (GO): cytosolic ribosome assembly; phosphatidylinositol phosphate biosynthetic process; phosphatidylinositol-mediated signaling
Cellular component (GO): plasma membrane; cytoplasm
Molecular function (GO): 1-phosphatidylinositol 4-kinase activity; ribosome binding
Source: RefSeq, a predicted model, not a curated record
AUGGCAAGUAGAACUCAGUUUGAGAAUUCCAACGAGGUCGGUGUGUUUUCCAAGCUCACCAACUCGUACUGUUUGGUGGCAGUUGGAGGGUCGGAGAACUUUUACUCCGCCUUCGAGGCUGAAUUGGGAGACGUUAUUCCUAUUGUUCACACAACCAUUGCAGGAACCAGAAUCGUGGGACGUAUGACUGCCGGUAAUAGAAGAGGCCUCCUGGUGCCUACACAGACAACAGAUCAAGAACUGAUGCAUUUGAGAAAUAGUCUGCCCGACUCUGUGAAGAUCCAGCGUGUUGAAGAGCGUCUUUCAGCCCUGGGAAACGUCAUUUGCUGUAACGACUACGUUGCCCUUGUGCAUCCCGACAUCGAAAGAGAAACCGAAGAACUCAUAGCAGAUGUACUAGGAGUGGAGGUUUUCAGACAGACCAUUGCCGGUAACGUUCUUGUUGGAUCCUAUUGCGCUCUCUCCAACACUGGAGGUCUGGUUCAUCCACAAACCUCGAUCCAAGACCAAGAGGAACUCUCGUCGCUUCUCCAGGUUCCUUUGGUGGCAGGUACCGUGAACCGUGGAUCUUCCGUUGUUGGUGCAGGUAUGGUUGUUAACGACUGGAUUGCUGUUUCUGGUCUCGAUACCACCGCUCCGGAGCUCAGUGUCAUUGAAAGCAUAUUCAAACUGCAAGACGCACACCCAGACGCUAUCUCCAAUAACCUUAGAGAUACUCUGAUUGAGACUGUUUCGAAAGGUUCCAUUCGGGCCAAGGCAUUGGAGAAGUUGGCCGUUCUUUCUGUGAAAGAUCUGGACGAUUCUACACCUUUGGAGAAAAGCGUUCCUGACACGUUUAAACAGCUGUUGGACGUGACCAAGAACCCGUCAGCCGAGUCAAACGAGAGAAAAUACAUCAGAAAUUCCGAGUACGAGGUUCUUCUUGCUUUGUGCAAAAGCUGUGAUCAUGUUAAAAGCAAAAUCCAAGCCGAGAUUUUGCUUUCACGGUUCGAGAUCUAUUUACAAGGACUUCCAGAGCAGAGGUUUUCGUCCAAAAAGACGCUGAAAACCUUUCUCCCUACUCCAUGGACCAAACUUGCGUAUGAGCUUGUUGUUGGCGUGACCACGCUUGGACUGAACUUCAAAUCUCUAGCUUCUGAAUGUCAAGAUUUAUUAUUUGGAUUUGUCAACGUGUUGAGCAACGGAUCUUCAGAUCUCAAGAUCUAUUUCUGCUAUGUUGGAUUGUUGCAAGGACUCACCAAGGACAUCAGGUUUGUGAGUUCCGAGCUUCUGCGCAAAAUUACUACCGUGUUAGACGAGUCGUUCUACUCCGGCGUUGAGUCUGCUAUUGGCUCGAUUGACGACCAUUUGUAUGUGGAGAUGGUGAACAAUUUUGAGGACUAUGGCUAUGAGUUUUCUUCGUUGUUUUUCAUGUUCUUGUACCAGAAGCUGGCGAUCGAGUACAUCAAGAACGCCAUUGGAUGCAAGCCGAACGAGUCGUUCAUUUUCCACGUUUUGAAAAACAGAGACUCUUUUGACCAAUCGACAGUAGAAAAGUCAUUGGUCAAGGAGUUGUCAUUGCGUGCGAUUGAGAACAGCAAGUACGUGAACAACGGAUCAGAUAGACUGGUCACGUCGACGUUUGGUCGCAGAAACGCUGGCUACUCCAUCAAGGCUUCCACCGUGGAGAUUCUCUCGUUUGGUUCAGAACAGACGGUUGUUGAGCUCGAUUUCAUUACAGCGUUAAUCGACGACUACCUUGAGCAAAUCCACAAGAUAGACACACACCUCACGAACGAGGUUGUUGAGAUGAUCAACUCUGAGCUGCUACCAAGCAUUUUUGCAUGUGCUGCUCUGUUGUCUUCGAAGAAGACGUUCCUUGCGCUGAGAGUCAGCAAAUGUUUCCCAACUAUCCUCUCGUUGCCACUAUUGAAGACAGAGGCCGUCGCCGAAUUGUCGCAAUCGCUGGCAUACUGCCUGAAAAACCUAUCAGAAGACGACGUUGUUUCCUGCAUCUACGGAACCACAAACAUUUUGUCCGAUGCGGUCGAGUCCAAGAACGGGAAUGUUAACGGUACAGCCGAGCUCAGACAGUCGUUGUCGGUGUCGUCAACAUCUAACGAGAUCCCCACCUCUGCUAUGACGGAAGAUGGCUCGUACUCUGUUGACGUUCUCCCGUUGAUUUACAGAAACGUGAUUGCUGCAGUUCUUGUGAUUGCUACCGAAUUCAAAGACAGCUCCAUCAAUAUCCUUGCCAUCACCAUUCUGUUCCAGAAAGUCAGAAGAACGCCUACCGAGCUGAACUGCUUGUUGUUACAAGGACUGACUGGAUUUGUCGAUGUGAUGGAGAAAAGAGAGUUUUUGAUUCUUGUGCGUCAGUUCUUUGACAUUGCCAUCAUUUCCACCAAGGACAGAGCUGCUUUGAACCGCACGUGCGCGGUCUGGGUGCACUUCUCCGAAGUGAUGGCCCAGAGAUCGGAUUCGGACCUGUACACCGUUUAUUUGCACGAGCUGCUCUCUGCUAUUGUUUCCAAAGGUGAUAUUGACGAUCUGGAACACCACCGGUCCAACAACGAGGUUUCAUUAUCUGCCACCGAGAUCUCGUUGUAUUUGAAGCCGUUGGCGUACCUUCUCCCUUCUGUUGACCAGGAACCGCGUAUUCCAACUAACAAGGAAACCGUCAACUUGUUUAAAGAUGUCUGGUUCAACUUGUGCAUCCAUGGCUACUCGUACAACUCUGAGCUACUUAUGGCAAAUUACGAGAGUUUGUUGAGAAUUGCACACAGUUCGCCGGCUCUGGCUUCCGAAUCUACUUGGAACAGAACAGAGACUUCGAUCGACAUGAACACGGUUUUGAGAAGAGGAACUUCUAAACACACCGAGAAGUUGCACAAGGAUGUGUUGAGCUCCAUUAUCACGUCCAAGUCGAUCGACGCCAAGGUUUUUGAGACCCAGAUCGCCAGACCAAAGCUGAUGUUUUUGGCGUCCAAUCUGCUGCUGGAGAGCCUGAGAAUGGAAACCGGCGACUGUGCCACGUCUCUGGAAUAUCUCUCAGACCCAACGUUGUCAAUUUCUGGACUCGAGGACUUCUCGGGCUCGAUCGCUUUCUAUGUGACGUCGCAGUACUUUAGACGUGUUCAAAAAGGCGGGUCUGCCUCGUUUACCCCGUCCAAAAUCACCCAACAGCUCCAGAGACUGUUCAUCUACUGCUGUCACAGAGACUUCAGUUUGCAGAACACCGCGUUGCAGUGCACAGAGCUGCUGAUUUUGAGAUCGCCGUCGCUGCUCUGCUACGAGAAAUCGUUGUUCUCGCUGCUGGAUGUUCUGGGACUAUUGUACGAGAGUGUCAUUGAUGCAGACACCAACGAGUACGAACCGCAGAUCGAGUUUUCUGCGCCUCUUUCGGGAAUCAAACUGCUGCUUUCGGACUCGUACAAGUGGAGACACUCUACUUUUGAGCUGUUGACCAAGGCUGCAAGAAAAUGGACCACUUUGUGUUUGGUGAAAUGUCCUCAGGACACCAAAUCGCUGCUCCAAUCGUAUAUCAGCAAGAUGGACAUCACAUCCAAGAAGAUGGUCAAUUACGGAGUCACCUUUGCUUUUGAGAUGGCCGGUAAAGUGCUACCUGCUGACCGUGAACUGUCCACUAUUGACGAGUCUACCGGAAGACACAUCAACACCACGUCUGUGUUUUUGUCGCAGUUCCCUUGGAAAGCCAACCGGGCGGACUUGGUCUCCAAGUGGUCUGAGCACAAGCUGGUCACUUUUGGCUCGAUUCCGCAACUCACCAGAACGGGCAUUGCCAAUCUAAGAAAGAAGGUGGAGCAAAAAACGCCUAUUUGGUCGUCCGAGCUCGAGUCGACUCUCCACGAGUCCACGAGAUUGAUCAUUCUGUCGAGUCAAAGUGAGGGCGAGCUAAUCAAGGAGGUGGUGGACAUUCCGUUCUUGAUCUUUAGCGCAGACUCGAUUGAUCUCGGAAUCAGACUAUGGCUAACCAUCAUGAAGGAAAGACCCGAGCUGUCGAGUCUUGUUCUUUCUGAGAUUUGCAAGAGACUCGAGGAGUCUAUCAAGCUCCAGAAAGGUCUGUACAGCAAACAGUUUGAUAUCAAGAACUCCAAGUACAACAAGAUGGAGUACGUGCCAACCAGCAAGGCCCUGAUCGAUUUCAACGGCAAGAACGCUGCAGACCAUAUAAAGCCACACCUGCUUCUUUUCAGAUUGAUGGCUUCUCAUUUUGAGGCCACGCGGUACCAGAGCUCGCACAUCUUCAAGAUGUUCACGCGGACGAUUCUGAUUGCGCUGCUGAGUCUGUCUUCUGCCAGCACGCAUCCGUUUUCGAGACUCACUCGUUUCGAGCUCAUCAACCUCGGUCUGGCGCUGCUGAAGGUGCACAGAAGUCUGGGAACCACGGACGUGGGCAGCCUGACUUCUGCCGUGCUGAGCGGCGCAUUGUCGUGGUUCACCAUCAAACACCGUGCUCCGUACGGCAACAACAAGGUCAAGAUCAGAAGCGACUUCAACCUGCUCAACAUGGUGGCCAAGCUGGUGUCUGACCUGCGGUACCCGGAGGAGUCUUUGGCAGAACAGAAGAGGGUCAUUCUGCUGCUGUUCCUGGACCACGAGAUCAGUUUCCUGGCCACCUGGCUAAAUCCACUAAACCCUGUGGACACAACUGGCUCGUACAGCAAAACGAGACCAACGGACCGCAUUCUCGCCGACGCGUUUGCUAUUGACGGUCGGCUGGCAAUCAACCUCGUGGAAAGAUACAGCACGUACUCGUUCGACAAGCCAAUGAGACAGCUGGUCCAAAGCAAUCCGCUCAAGGUGAUCGACAACCCCGCCGCGCUCAAGUACCUGCUUGAUGGCGAGAACAACAAGAACUCGCACCUGGUGGUGCUCUGGGAGGUUGCCUCGCCGUCGGACUCGAUCAACCUGUUUCUUCCUCCGUUCAACAAGAACUCCAUCAUUCUGCAGUACACGAUGCGGUCGAUUGAGAGUUUCGACGUGCAUCUGACGUUCUUCUACAUUCCUCAGAUCGUUCAGGCUCUGCGGUUCGACCUGCACCUGGGCUACGUGCGGCGGUUCAUUUUGGAGACCGCUAAGGUGUCGCAGCUGUUUGCGCACCAGAUUAUCUGGAACAUGUCUGCCAACUCGUACAAAGAUGAGGACUCGACCAUUCCCGACGACCUGAAGCCGGUGCUGGACGAGAUCCGCGACACGAUGGUGGGCCACUUCACGCCGGACGACCGCGCGUACUACGAGAAGGAGUUCAGUUUCUUUGAGGAAGUGACGAGCAUCUCGGGCAAGCUGAAACCGUUCAUCAAGAGCAGCAAACCGGAGAAAAAGGCCCAGAUCGACAAGUACAUGGCGGCCAUCAAGCUCGAGGAAGGCGUGUACCUGCCUAGCAACCCUCAGGGCCAGGUGGUGGACAUCAACCGGCUUUCUGGCAAGCCGUUGCAGUCGCACGCCAAGGCUCCGUUCAUGGCCACGUUCAAAAUCAAGAAGGAGGUCGAGACCGUGGACGGCGGGAAGGAGUACCAGGUCGAGGACAUGAGUGCCAUCUUCAAGGUCGGCGACGACUGCAGACAGGACGUGCUUGCGUUGCAACUGAUCUCGCUGUUCCGGACGAUCUGGCUCGACGCCGGCUUGGACGUGUACGUAUUCCCCAACAGAGUCACAGCCACGGCUCCCGGGUGCGGUAUCAUCGACGUCUUGCCAAACUCGAUCUCCAGAGACAUGCUCGGCCGUGAGGCCGUUAACGGGCUGUACGAGUACUUCAUCAGCCAGCACGGGCCAGAAACCUCGAUCGAGUUCCAGCGCGCACGCAACAACUUUGUCAAGUCGCUCGCCGCCUACUCCAUCAUCACCUACCUGCUGGAAAUCAAAGACAGACACAACGGAAACAUCAUGUACGACAACCAGGGCCAUAUCCUGCACAUCGACUUUGGGUUCUGCUUCGACAUUGUUCCUGGCGGUGUCAAGUUCGAACAGUCUCCGUUCAAGCUCACCAGAGAGAUGGUGCGUGUGAUGGGCGGGUCCACGGAGACCCAGUCGUACAAAUGGUUCGAGGAGCUGUGUGUCAAGGGAUUCUUGGUGUGUCGGCCGUACAUGGACUCGAUCAUCAACAUGGUGGUGCCAAUGUUGGACUCGGGACUGCCGUGCUUCAAGCCAGCCACCAUCAAACACCUCACCGCACGGUUUGUGCCCAAGAAGAGCGACAAGGAGGCCGCAAAGUAUAUCCGCGGCCUGAUUCGCAAGUCAUUCGAGUCGCUGGCCACCAAGGGCUACGACGAGUUCCAAAGACUCACCAACGGCAUCCCGUACUGA